UUGAGGUUGGAGGAGGGAUGUACGAGCAGUGGACGUUAUGAUUGGUUUCAGCUUUAUUGUGGCGCUUCUUCGCCAGGCAGACGCAGCCAUGACGGCAUUCAGCAGCCGCGGCGCCCUCCAGCUGCCAUCAAAGCUCACAAGAGGCAGAGAUCCAGCAGCUGUGAGACGGCGGCAACCUCAUCGGCUAACCUUGGUGCCAUAUUAUGCUCGGUGUCGUCGGCGUGCAUCCGGUGUUGUGCUGCAGAUGAGCUCUUCCAGCGACGAACGGCUGCCUGACGGUGCAGAGGACGCCAUCAAGUACAUGCUCGAGUCGACGCCAGGCAUGGAGAAAGAGUUCUCGGGCAGCGUCAAGGCCGAACUCCUGGCGCUCACCGACGUCGACACGGCCAACAAGACGCUGUCAUUCAGGACACAGGGGGAGGCGUUGCCAUCAUCGCCCGUCACUUUAACCUUUGCAAAGGAUGCUAGCGGGGAGCAGCUUACCAAGGAGAAUGUCACGAUUGUCGGGCGGGCCAUGACGGCGACCACUGAGGAGAGGCCUGCGGAGUUCCGGACGGGUCUGGUCAUCAAGUCAGUGCAGCGGGCGGUGGGGAAACUCGGCCUCGCCAUCACCGAGAAGGCAGCUGCCGAUAUCAAGCUGCUAGUGGUGAGUGAGAUAGAGAAGAUGUGAACGCACACAGUACAUCUGUCCUGUCCUCUUCGGCACUGCAUGUGUGUGUUCGUGUUGUGUUGUCUUGAUUCGAUUCGUGUAGUCCAUCGGUGAGUUCAUCAUGGAGAAGGCCAUGACCGACACGCAGCGAGUGUCCAAGCAGGUGGACACGGCCACGCAGGCCCUGCUGCAGCAGAUCUUCCCCCAAUACGCCAACCUCACCGUCAGCCAGGCUCUCAUGCUCCUCCCCAUCCUCCCGCCGGCCACCAGCGAGCGGCUCCUCCAGACACUCCGCUUCACGGGCAAGCCGCGAGACGCCGUGCUGGCCGAGCUGUACCAGAGGGAGGUGGACAGGCGGUUCAACAUGCUCAAGGCGGUCUCCAAGGCGCCGACAGGGCUGGCGGGCAUCCCAGACUACUUCUACAGCAUGAGGAAGGAAAUGGUCGACGGCCCCGCCGGCCAGAGGCUCGCUAAGCGGUUCCCUGGACUCGCCUCGCUGCGUGACGCCGUGGCGCGGCGGGGCAGCAAGAUACUCCUUGACGACAACCUGCAAGACCUUGUGGAGCUCGCUGAGGAGGAGCAGUGGGGAGGGGCGGCAGAUGCAGACCGCUCCGAGUGGGGGCCUGCCAGCGGUGGUGCUGACGACAUGGCCCACAGUGCGGGGAAUGCGUCGUCUCCUGGCCGGCCUGCGUCGAUGGAGGAGAUCAUCGCCUACCAGAGGGGGCGGUGCGAGUCGCUCCAGGCGGGCAGCGAGCUGGAGCGGCGGGCUGUUAACGAGACGCUGCCGACGAUUGAGGCGCUGCUCAAGGCUCUCAAGGCGGUGCAGAUGACACCCGUGGGCAACACCACCGUGUCCAGCUCGCCUGAGCGGUCUCUGCAGCUGGUGGACGUCGCAAUGAAGGACGCAGAGGCGACACUACAGCGCAGCCUGACGAAGGAGCGACAUCGGCUGGAGCGCCUGGAUGUCUCGGUGGACCACACCAUCGCACUGAGGGUGGGCAGGGCACCCACACACACAGGAAAGAGAUGAAAGAUAGCUAUAUGCAUCCGGCGGACUUAAAUCUGUCUUCUGUGGAUCGGAUCUGUGUGCGUGUCAGGAUCGGUUGGCGACUCUCGAGGGUGAGGGAGCCGAGGGUCGGGUGGCGAGCUUUGACGUUGGGGAGGAGCUGGACAAGAGGCAGCUGCCUCGGCUCACGUCAGCACUGGACCAAGAGGCCGCCGCUAGGAAGAAAGAGCUCAAGGCAAGCAACCCCGAGAACCAUACACCCACAUCUGCCCACCCCUAUCUGUGCUUGCGUGACCCCCUCCCAUUUGUGCAGGCUACUCUUGAGGCUCUUCAGAGUCUCCAGAAGAGUUUUGAGGACUUCUUGGAGCCUCGUCCAGCCAAUGAGGAGGCAUCCCUCGUCCAGGGCGUCGGCGGCGGCACAGACCCCAUGGUGCCUCCCCGACCGACCCCUGUCAACGACAGCCCCCCUCCACCGAGGACGGUGCGGCCUCAGCCAACCCCUGUCUCAUCUGCAGCCACACAACCGUCAAACCCCUUCCCAUACCAGGACGGCAGACCGGCAGUGGUCCCAUCGCCGUCGCAGCCCUCCUCGCCUCUAGGGGUCCUGGUGCCUGCAGCCGACGCACACGAAGGCCUGAAUCCACAUCUUCUCCAAAGGGCAGAUGCUCUCCCUGCCGCCGUCCCACCAGCAGCAGCGGCCGAUCCGGCCGUCGUGUCGGCGCUGCAGAGCCUGAAUGCCUUCACCGGCCGUGCAGUGGAGGCCCUCGAGCGGUAUGACGUCGAUCUGCAGUCGAAGCGUCGCGAGUACGAGGAAGGCAAGAGGCCGGUGCUGCUCAACGUGGCGGGCAAGCUGGAGGUCACCAAGAGGCGGGCUCUAGAGGUCACACUCGACAGGCAGCUGAGUGCAACAGCGGCACCAGCAGCCGGUGGCGAGGAGACCGAGUCGGAUCGGAAGCAACGGAGCGCUAUGAAGGCCGGCGAUGUCAACCUGCAAAGUUCGUGACCUCAGGGAGCGGAGCGGAAGGACUGAUGGGUGUGGCGUCGUCUAUGGUGUGGUGGCAUUCUCUGUUGCCUGCAGGUCUAGCGGCAGCAUUGGUGUGGUCCGAGGUGACCAAGAGUCAUCCCUCGGUCAACGAGACCGCCAAGCCAGUGGUGUCCCAGGUGGUGGUCAGCGAGCUGGGGUACUCGGCAGCUGAGGUCUUUCUGAGGACGGGCGACGCCGCCCUCUUCCUAUUCGAGACCGCCCUGGACGUCACCAGCAGGACACUCAGAGCCGUCUUCGUGAGAAGCACCUUAACACAUGCCGUCAUCCAUGCAGCCAUGUAUCGGUAUGUGUGUGUCUGUGUGUAUGCAGUCCUUUGAGGCGCUGUUUCGGUCUCGGUUCACGUCAGCCUUCUCUGACCCCCUUCGGAGUGACGGCGAGAGGCGCGGGUGGCGGCUGCUGCGGUCAGUGCGGUCACAGCUGGGCGUGGACGAUGACGACCUCACCAACUAUGCGGACUGACUGACGAGGCAGUGGGCGGCCUCGCUUCAGCUCCCUUAUUUGUACAGAUGGCGGGGCAGGGGGGAUGUGUGGCUAAGGUGGCUAGUUGGGUUGGGUAGUGGAGUCAUGUGUAUGUAUCUGUACAAGACAGAAGAGAGCCAAAAAGAUUUUUGAAGGAGAGGGCGAGUGGAGAGCAAGAGGGUCAGCGAGAGGGAGCUUUAAGAUGUGAGUGAGGGCCCUCAGUUUUCGGUGUACGGCCGGCCUUCUAAAUGACGAACUGAAGAGAGUUUUCGCGUUUAGUGGUGGCUCGGCCGACCAGGUCUUCCGUGGAUUUCGGAAGCCUGUUAGCCAUCGCGCCCCGCAUCCCAUCCAUUUUUGUGUCGAUAGCCGUACGUACGUACAUGUGCAUUGCUUUGAUUGGAGCAGAGCAGACGAG
Vitrella brassicaformis is the source of this 3574-nucleotide messenger RNA. The record is from the annotation of a GenBank genome assembly. NCBI's taxonomy places the organism in Eukaryota, Vitrellaceae.